UUCCAUCGUCAAACUAACUUCACUUUCACGUCAACACUUUCCACAUAAUACAAAAAUAACAACCACACAAAUCACCUAUCAAAAACCCUUUCAUCAAGUCCAAAUCUUUCUUCAAAAAUCUUCACAAUGCAAAACUCACCUAUUCAUCCAAUGAACUCACUCAAAGAAAUAUUCCAAAACAUUUUCUCAGAUAAUAGUAACAUAAUGCUUGCAGCUAUCAUUUCUUUACUACUAGUCAUUCUCUUUGUUCUUCUUCUUCAUCUUUAUGCUAAAUGGUUCUUAGCUCAAGCACAUGCUCAAGCACAAGCUCGACGCCGCCGUCGCCGAAGAACAACUGUGACUGUCUCUGAUGUCCUUGGACCUGCUAGGUUCCAUCAUUUCCACACAUUCAACAUUGAAGACUCACCUCUCUCUAGCUCACACACCAAAGGGCUUGAUUCUUCUAUCAUUUCUUCAAUUCCUAUGUUUAUUUAUGCUGAGAAAAAUGAUUGUAAAGAUGAAAUUGAACAUGAACUUGAAUGUGUGAUUUGUUUGAGUGGUUUUGAAGAUGGUGAAAUGGGAAGGUGUUUACCAAAAUGUGGUCAUGGUUUUCAUCUUGAGUGUAUUGAUAUGUGGUUGAGUUCACAUUCUAAUUGUCCUAUUUGUAGAGCUUCAAUUGUUGUGUUUGAGAAUGAUUCUUCAAGUGUUGUUGAAAAUAAUGGUGAUGAUUCUAGUAUUGUUGAAAUUGUGGUUGAUGAAAAUUCUAGUUCUGAGAUUAGAGAAGGUGAACAAGGGAAUGAUAAUGAAAGAGUGAGUGAUACUGUUUCAGAAACUUCAUCUUCAUUGUUUGGUUGCUCUUUGAAGACAGUUUUCAGCAAAGUUUUUCCAUCUUCCAAUGUAAAUGUUAUUGAAUCACAAUCUUGAGAUAUCACUUUCAUGAUCUUGUCACUAUAUAUUUUGUGUAUAUUACUUGAAAUGUUGCA
This is a messenger RNA of Medicago truncatula (barrel medic), 962 nucleotides long. RefSeq names its product RING-H2 finger protein ATL63. The record is from RefSeq and is a predicted model, not a curated record. Gene Ontology annotation, molecular function: transferase activity. The transcript has a single exon. Bases 127 to 903 code for a protein of 258 amino acids. Gene Ontology annotation, biological process: protein ubiquitination. NCBI's taxonomy places the organism in Eukaryota, Viridiplantae, Streptophyta, Magnoliopsida, Fabales, Fabaceae.